UACAAAAACCUGGAAAUUCCAAAACCCAAAACGCUACGCUCUUCGCCAUGGUAGCCACCAACUCACCGUCUGAUAACCCAUUACACAAUCACUUCUUUGGUAAACUUCAUUGCAUUCUCUUACUCUAUGCUCAAUCAAUAAACUAUAAUGCAACACACAAAUAUAUUGUAAAUUUCCACACUUUAGAGGAUUCAUACAGUGGAUUUUAACAAGUCUGGUGUAAUUAAUAUGAACGAUUGAGACUAUCGCCUGUUUGCUUUAUUUGCUCUGUUUAUCUUGUGUAUAGAGAGUUCGUAUGGGGGGCUAUUGCUGGAGCUUUUGGGGAAGGUAUGAUGCACCCGAUUGAUACAGUGAAGACCCGGAUACAAAGCCAAGCUAUUUUCAGUGCAUCCCAGAAUGAGAAAAGCAUACUACAGAUGGUACGAACUGUUUGGGUUACCAACGGAUUAACUGGAUUUUACAGAGGAGUAACACCAGGGGUCACUGGAUCUCUUGCCACGGGUGCUACAUACUUUGGCAUCAUAGAAUCUAGCAAGAAGUGGGUAGAACAAUCACAUCCGAGCCUUAGUGGCCAUUGGUCACAUUUCAUUGCCGGUGCUAUUGGAGAUACACUUGGGUCUUUCAUAUAUGUUCCAUGUGAAGUGAUAAAGCAGCGUAUGCAGGUUCAAGGCACCAGGAAGUAUUGGGUUUCUGUUGCCUUGAAGGAUGGAAGCUGUGUGAAACAGGGCCCAAACAUGUAUGGUUACUAUUCAGGAAUGUUUCAGGCUGGAUUCUCAAUAUGGAAGGAACAAGGUCCGAAGGGUUUAUAUGCAGGAUACUUGUCUACACUUGCCAGAUACGUGCCCUUUGCUGGUUUAAUGGUUACUUUCUAUGAGGCCUUGAAAAGCACGACCGAAUAUGGGAAGCAGAAGUGGUUUAACAACUUCAAUUAUCACUCAAAUGGCUCUAUUGAGGGCCUCCUCUUGGGAGGACUAGCUGGGGGUUUAAGUGCAUAUGUCACCACUCCCUUGGAUGCUAUCAAAACAAGAUUACAAGUGCAAGGAACGACAUUAAGGUAUAGCGGCUGGCUGGAUGCUGUUCAGAAGAUUUGGAUGACUGAAGGUGUAAGGGGGAUGUUUAGCGGUAGCAUUCCUCGAAUUACAUGGUAUAUUCCAGCUUCUGCUCUUACAUUCAUGGCGGUUGAGUUUUUGAGGGAGCAUUUCAAUGAAGCAUGGGACAAUGAUAAACUGCAGGAUGUUGCUAGCUUGUCAAUAGACAAAACAAGUUCUUCCUUGCAAGAGGUGUCAUGAAGCAUUAUAUUGCAUGUAAUUGCUAUCAAUAUUAUAUUCUUUGAAAACAGAUACUGUACAAAUGACACGAACCACUUGAAGUUUUUUGGAAGUCCCUAGCAAAUCAAAGAGAAUUAUUCAUUAGGCUUUAGUUUUUCACAUUGUUCUCUUUCUCAUUUGUUCAUGUAGUCUUAUCUACUAUGUAAUCUAUCCACCGGCACAUUUAAAGUCUAGAAAGAGAAAGUGUGACCUCUCUCUAAAAGUUUCCCCCAA
Lycium ferocissimum is the source of this 1541-nucleotide messenger RNA. RefSeq lists its product as uncharacterized. Gene Ontology annotation, biological process: transmembrane transport. NCBI's taxonomy places the organism in Eukaryota, Viridiplantae, Streptophyta, Magnoliopsida, Solanales, Solanaceae. The transcript has 9 exons. The record is from RefSeq and is a predicted model, not a curated record. The coding region runs from base 330 to 1289 and encodes 319 amino acids.